This is a messenger RNA of Candidozyma auris, 2145 nucleotides long. It is a transcript of the gene AGC1, whose product is annotated as citrin. Gene Ontology annotation, biological process: L-glutamate transmembrane transport; malate-aspartate shuttle; aspartate transmembrane transport. Bases 1 to 2145 code for a protein of 714 amino acids. The transcript has a single exon. Lineage: Eukaryota; Fungi; Ascomycota; Pichiomycetes; Serinales; Metschnikowiaceae. The record is from RefSeq and is a predicted model, not a curated record. Gene Ontology annotation, molecular function: L-glutamate transmembrane transporter activity; L-aspartate transmembrane transporter activity.
AUGUCGUUGAAAGCCAGGGAGAUCUUCGACCAGUUUGCGUCGUUCGACCCCGUGUCCAACAAGAAGUUCCUCUCGUUGCCCGAGUUCGUGUCGAUUUUGGCGCCUUUCCCCAACGACAUCUCUCCACUGUCGUACUCGUUGCUUUACUUGAUUGCAGACAGAAACAAGAAGGGCUAUGUGGACGAAGACGACUUCGUGCACUUCACCACGACGUUGACCCAGAAGGACGGUGAGUUCAAGUUGUUGUUCAACUUGUUGGCCAAUGACGACAAGAAGUUGACCUACGACCGCUGCAUCGACAUGUUGACCGCCCUCAACAAGGCCGCAGACCCAAAUUAUCAGCCCAAGAGGUUUAAGGCCAACUGGGCGUACUUGGAGCGCUUUUUCGCUCCCAACGGCGAGAUCAACUUCCAGGAUUUCGUGUCGUUGGUCAAUUACUUGCCUGUGACGAAGUUGAUUGGUGGUUUUGAGGUGAGAGCCGGCAGAGGCGGCGUUAUCUCCAAGGACGACUUUUACCACUUGUUGCAGACCAACUUGAGCCAUAAGUUGUCGGUGAAAUUGCGCAAGAACUUGGCCUCGUUGCCCGAAUUCUUCAACCAGGACACCUUCACCCUUCUGAACGUGUUGUUCGUGUACAAUUGCUUGAACAAGCUCGAUUUGAUCAACGAGGUCAUUGCCAACACCCCUCCAACUACAAAGGACAAGGCGGAUAUCUUGAUCAACAAGGUGGACUUGUACAACCACUUGAACGACCACCUCUUGAAGUCGCUGAACUUCAAGCCCAUCACCACCGUGGAGAUCGACUUGUUGUUCUACUUGAUCAACAGAAAUGAAGAAACUAUCCCCAGAAGAGAGUUGAUCUCCUUCUUGAACCCCAACUACCUCAAUAACGAGCCUACCUUGUACUCGAUCUUCGACCACCCUGCAGCCCAGCCCGUCAAGGAUGACAACUUCUCCUUGUGGCCGAUCUUCGACUCCUUGUACUCGUUCUUCUUGGGCUCAAUAGCAGGGUGUAUUGGUGCCACUGUGGUGUACCCUAUAGACUUGGUCAAGACAAGAAUGCAGGCCCAGAAACACAAGGCACUUUAUGACAACUCUUUCGACUGUUUUAAGAAGAUUCUUAGAAAAGAGGGUUUCAAGGGCUUGUACUCCGGUUUGGCUGCCCAAUUGGUUGGUGUGGCUCCUGAAAAGGCCAUCAAGUUGACCGUCAAUGACUUGGUCCGUGGAAUUGGCUCUAAUGACGAUGGCUCCAUCACCAUGGGCUGGGAAAUCGCCGCGGGCUCGUCUGCUGGUGCCUGUCAAGUCAUCUUCACUAAUCCUUUGGAAAUCGUGAAGAUUAGAUUGCAAAUGCAGGGCGGCAAAGCCAAGGAGUUGAAACCAGGUGAAAUUCCUCACAAGAGAUUGACUGCCGCUCAGAUCAUCAGACAAUUGGGUUUGAAAGGUCUCUAUAAGGGUGCCAGCGCCUGUUUGUUGAGAGACGUGCCCUUCUCGGCCAUUUACUUCCCCACCUACGCCAACAUCAAGUACCACUUGUUCAACUACGACCCUAACGACCCUAAUAAGAGACACUCGCUCAAUACAUGGCAGUUGUUGCUUUCGGGUGCUUUGGCAGGCGCCCCAGCGGCUUUCUUCACCACUCCAGCCGAUGUCAUCAAGACGAGGUUGCAGGUUGAGGCCAAGCAGGGCGAAGUCAAAUAUAGAGGCAUUUUCCAUGCAUUUGGUCUCAUAUUGAAGGAAGAGGGAGUCUCUGCGUUCUUCAAGGGUUCCUUGGCCAGAGUGUUCAGAUCGUCGCCUCAAUUCGGUUUCACCUUGGCCUCCUACGAGUUGUUGCAGAGAUUAUUCCCCUUGCAUCCCGUUAACACAAGAGAAUCCAACUUCAAGGCCAUCUCGGGCUACCCCGGCGUGUACAACUUGACUAAUGAGCAAGUUUACGGCCAGCAGCUGAGAAUAAUGUACCUCAAUCAGGAUAAGUUGUUCCAGCAGCACGGCUUGGCAGCUCCAGGUAAGGACUUGAGCAACGCAUUGAUCAAGUUGCCUGCUGACUAUGUGUACAAGUCGCUGGAUGCGGUGAAGUUGUUAUUAGACCUUGACUACAAGUUUGGCAAUUUCGACUACAACUCGUACUCACGCUUCAUCAAACAUUAA